CAUUCAUGGGCGCGAGUGCGGUUCCUGUCCUUUCUUCGACGCCGACCAUCUCUGAGCUGGUUGUCGGCGCGCUCGUACUAGAGAGGACGCCGCUGCGUAUCAAGACGAAGAAACGCAGACAAUACUACCACCACUUCCAACCACCCGCUAAUCGGUUCUAAAAUCAAGCUACGAAGUUUUAUCCGCUCCCACUAUGGCCAUGGCUAUCUCAGUGCGGCGGCGGUCGCUGUCGCGAGUUCUCUUCGCUUUCCUUCUGAUAUUCUUCGUUCGAGUGCUCUUCUUUUCUACACCAUCGGGGCCGACAUUGGCGAGGCAGGCGAAAGAUGUUGAGAUUCGGGAGCAGGGGUUAUUUGAAGGAAUCGGAACUACUUUCGAUGUGCAAAGUCAUUCGUGGUUUCAAGCGAGGAUGGGAAGAGAUGAGAGACAGGACAUCUUCAGCGGUGUGGUCAGAGAUGGCGUGGAUGAUUAUUGGGAACGGUAUCAGGUCCCUUAUAUGAUUAGCAAGGAAACAUCUAAUAUGGAUGCACAACAUGUCCGUUCCGCCAUCGACCAGCUCCUCUCACUCAAUGGAUGGGUAGCCGCUCUGUGUCCUACCCUUGCGCGACCCUUCGGACAAAACAGCAAAACAGAUAACUAUGAGGAUUUGGUGUUCGACGGAGCUCGGGAGCGGUAUUAUUUCAUCGCAAUUGUCAUCCACAGUGCGGAUCAUUUUCUGGUUGACCAGCUUGCGGUGAUCGUGCAAAUGGCGAAGAGACUUGGGACAGGGAAUAUCUUCGUGAGCAUGUUGGAUUAUGAUAGUAACGACAGCACGGAGACCCUGGUGGACCUCUGUGAGGCGGUCUUGACCCUUUUGGGUGUUCCGUUUAGAAUUCGAAGAGUCGGAGGCAUGACUGAGGAUCCAGCCGCCGCCUAUUACCCUUUGGAGGAAGCAUAUAUGCGGAAUUCGGCACUCGAGCCGUUGUGGGAGUUGCGAGACAAAAGAGGGGUCACUUUCGAUAGGGUCGUGUGGUUGAAGGGAUUUACAUGUCCAAAUGACAUUCUAGAGACAUUGAGGGUCAGUCUCGUUAACCAAGCGGGAAUGGUAUGUGGUAUGGACUGGGCAGAACAUGGUGGCGAUUUUAUUUUCAGCGAUAGAUGGCGCACACGAGACAUUGAAGGAGACCAAUUCCGUCAGAGUAAAAGCUCCAAUCGCGCAGAAGCGGGCGUACCUCCAAGGGACGAACAGGGCGCCCAGCGUUACGGCAAACACCUACCGUUCCAGGUCUUUUGCUGUGAAGCAGGCACCCAUAUCGUCGAUCCCUCCCAGACCUAUUACAAAGGUAUCCGCUACCGGGCUGGAUCGGACUUUCACAAUAUUAGUCGGACAGAUCCUGCGCCUGUUCGCGGCCCUGAGAGUCAGUGCUUGGAUAGCAGUCAAGCCUAUUUCUGCCGGGAUCUAUGGGUCCGAAGUGCAAGAGAGGGCAUGGAGGAGGGCUACCUGGAGAGGGGAGAAGGUUUACUUGAUAAGCAGCGAUUGCAUCGUCGGCAGGGUUUCGGUCACAAGCACAAGGAGGCUCAAGCCCAGCCCGCCGACCCCGACGCCAAUGCUGGUAGCGAUUACGAUGCAAUGGCGGAUGAAGAGGAGGAUCCUGGUCAGUGGGAAGGUGACAAGCUGGCCAUUCCCAACUCGGUGUUUCGGCCCGCCAGGAUACUUGCUAACCCUCGCUGUCCGACUACAUAUGCCGGCGUCAGUCAUACCCAGCUAGCUCGGGAUUUGUUUGGUGACGACCAGGGCAAGGAUAACGGCGAAGGGAAGAGCAGGUAUAUAUUGGAAGAUUGGGAAGGCGCACCAGAAAGUUUCGUCUGCCAAGAGCAGAGAACGACGGGUGGACGUGGAGCACCAAAGACGCAAAGGAGACUAGGCUUUUCGAUUCAUGAUGAGCUACAGAAGCUGUAGCAUUGAUUUUUUCGGUACUUAGCGUUAUAGAUUAUUAUGGGAUGGAUAAUACCACUAAUGGGAAGUAAUCUAAAUAAAGCUGGACAGUUCACUGCUGCG
This is a messenger RNA of Guyanagaster necrorhizus, 2035 nucleotides long. RefSeq names its product glycosyltransferase family 69 protein. The transcript has 4 exons. The record is from RefSeq and is a predicted model, not a curated record. NCBI's taxonomy places the organism in Eukaryota, Fungi, Basidiomycota, Agaricomycetes, Agaricales, Physalacriaceae. The coding region runs from base 194 to 1936 and encodes 580 amino acids.